Messenger RNA from Camelina sativa (false flax), 887 nucleotides. The record is from RefSeq and is a predicted model, not a curated record. NCBI's taxonomy places the organism in Eukaryota, Viridiplantae, Streptophyta, Magnoliopsida, Brassicales, Brassicaceae.
CGUACACCGCGGGUUAAAAAUCUAGGUAAGUAGAAAAACCAACCUUCCGAAAGUCAGAUCAAAUUAAAUGGCUUCCUCUUCCUCUACUCCUCCGGCGGCGCUCUCUCCUCUUACGGAAGAGGAACUAACUUUGACGGUUAAGUGGAAUGGAAAAGAGUACACCGUCCGAAUCUGUGCCGAUGACUCAGUGGCCGAGUUAAAACGUCGCAUCUGCCUUCUCACCACCGUCUUACCGAAACGCCAAAAGCUUCUUUAUCCCAAGAUCGGAAACAAACUCUCUGACGAUUGUCUUCUGCUCUCUUCGAUCUCCUUUAAGCCCUCGCUUAAGAUGACAAUGAUCGGUACUGUUGAAGAUGAUAUAAUAGUGGAUCAAGCAGAAUCUCCAGAAAUUGUUGAUGAUUUUGAGCUUGGUAAGGAAGAAGCUGUGGAUGUUAAAGACAAGGAAGUCAAUAAGCAGAAGUUGAGGAGAAGAAUUGAUCAAUACAAGAUAAAUCUUCGAACGCCUUGUCGCAAAGGCAAGAAACUUCUUGUUCUAGAUAUUGACUAUACAUUGUUCGAUCAUCGUUCUACAGCGGAGAACCCCUUGCAGCUUAUGCGUCCUUAUCUCCAUGAAUUUCUUACUGCUGCAUAUGCAGAAUACGAUAUCAUGAUAUGGUCUGCUACCAGCAUGAAGUGGGUUGAGUUGAAGAUGACAGAGCUGGGAGUGCUCAACAAUCCUAACUACAAGAUCACAGCUCUUCUCGACCAUCUUGCAAUGAUCACGGUCCAGUCAGACACUCGUGGCAUUUUUGAUUGCAAACCACUAGGCUUAAUUUGGGCACUACUUCCUGAGGUAUUCACCUUACUCUUUACACAUAAAAUCUUGAUCUUUCUUUGUAAUGGCUAGG